GUGGAUUUGACAGGCCCUUCGCUUCCCGCUGAGUCAAAAAAAAUGUUUUCGAUCUCCUCCCCUUCUCUUAGCUUCUUCUUCGUUCCGCCCAGCCACCCGGCACUUCAUUCAUACACCUUCCCCGGCUUUCUUUUUUUCGUACCUUCUUUUACCUCUUUUCCCUUAUUCUUACCCUCCACAUAAUGUACCACUUGGCCAAAGCCUCUCGUUCGCACGUUGUCCCCACCUUGGCUCGCCGUAACGCUGGUGUCCUCUCCAGCAUGGCCCGCUCGUACAGCUCGGGUGGUGUCAGCGGCCCCGUCAUUGGUAUCGAUUUAGGUACCACCAACUCUUGCGUCUCCGUAAUGGAAGGCAAGAACCCCCGUGUUAUUGAGAACGCUGAAGGUGCCCGUACUACUCCCUCUGUCGUUGCAUUCACCAAGGAUGGUGAAUUGUUGGUUGGUCAGGCUGCCAAGCGUCAGGCUGUCGUCAACCCCCAGAACACUGUUUACGCCACCAAGCGUUUGAUCGGUCGUGAUUUCACCGAUUCCGCUGUCCAGGCUGAUGUCAAGGCUGUCUCUUACAAGAUCGUUCCCCACAACAACGGCGAUGCCUGGGUUGAGGCUCAGGGUAAGAAGUACUCUCCCUCGCAGAUCGGUGCCUUUGUCUUGGGCAAGAUGAAGGAAACCGCCGAAGGUUUCUUGGGCAAAAACGUCAAGAAUGCCGUCGUCACUGUCCCCGCCUACUUCAACGAUGCUCAGCGUCAGGCCACCAAGGACGCUGGUAAGAUUGCCGGUUUGGAUGUCCAGCGUGUGAUCAACGAGCCCACCGCUGCUGCCCUUGCCUAUGGUUUGGACAAGUCCGGUGACAAGACCAUUGCCGUCUACGAUUUGGGUGGUGGUACCUUUGAUAUAUCUAUCUUGGAGAUCCAGAGCGGUGUCUUUGAAGUCAAGUCGACCAACGGUGACACUGCCCUUGGUGGUGAAGAUUUCGACUCGCACUUGGUCCGCUAUGUCUUGGAGGACUUCAAGAAGGAGUCUGGUUUGGAUUUGAGCAAUGACCGCAUGGCCAUCCAGCGUAUCCGUGAAGCCUGCGAGAAGGCCAAGAUUGAAUUGUCCUCGACCGUCCAGACCGACAUCAACCUUCCCUACAUCACUGCCGAUGCCUCUGGCCCCAAGCACAUCAACUCCAAGUUGACCCGUGCCAAGUUUGAGGGUAUUGUUGGCGGCCUCGUCCAGCGCACCGUCUCCCCUUGCGAGAAGGCCUUGAAGGAUGCCGGUAUCUCCAAGCAAGAGGUCGGUGAUGUCAUUUUGGUCGGUGGUAUGUCGCGUAUGCCCAAGGUCAUGGAGACUGUCAAGACCGUCUUUGGCCGUGAGCCCAGCAAGUCUGUCAACCCCGACGAAGCCGUUGCCAUGGGUGCUGCUAUCCAGGGCGGUGUCUUGGCCGGUUCGGUCACCGAUAUUCUUUUGCUCGACGUCACCCCCUUGUCCCUCGGUAUUGAAACCUUGGGCGGUGUCUUCACCCGUUUGAUCAACCGCAACACCACUAUCCCCACCAAGAAGGCCCAGGUCUUCUCUACUGCUGCCGAUGGCCAGACCCAGGUCAACGUCCGCGUCUUCCAGGGUGAGCGUGAGCUCUGCCGUGACAACAAGCUGUUGGGCGACUUCAACUUGACCGGUAUUCCUCCUGCCCCCAAGGGUGUUCCCCAGGUCCAGGUCGAAUUCGACAUUGAUGCCGAUGGUAUUGUCAACGUCAGCGCCAAGGACAAGGCCACCAACCGUGACCAGAGCAUGACCAUUGCUGCCUCGUCUGGCUUGAGCAGCGACGAAAUCGAAAACAUGAUCCAGCAGGCUGAGGCCAACGCCGAGGCUGACCGUGCUCGUCGUGACACUAUCGAGAUGGCCAACCGUGCCGACUCUGUCAUGAGCGAAACCGAAAAGGCCAUGGAUGACUUCAAGGAGCAGUUGGACAAGGCUGAGGCUGAGAAGCUCAAGAGCCAGAUCACUGACUUGCGUGCCGAGGCCAUCAAGGCCCAGUCUGGUGAUGCCGCUAUCGCCCCCGAGGAACUCAAGGCCAAGAUCGAUGAGCUCCAACAGAGCAGCUUGAAGUUGUUCGAGAUGGUCUACAAGAACCGUGCUGCCCAGAGCGAAGGUGGUGCUGCUCCCAACAACGAUUCGGGCUCCCAGCAGCAGUAAAUUCUCCCUUUAAAAACUUCCAUGUACACACACCGCACAACCCAUAACACAGACAUUUUUUAUCAACAACUACAUCAUCCCGCACUCAUAUAUACAAUAACACGCCGUCUGCCUCUCUCAAAUUCUUUUCCCUAUAAAAAAGCAUGUAGAUUUUUUUUUCGUUUUUUUUAACAAAAAAUAGACCGUUUCUUUUGUGAAUAGUAAAAUACCAACCCACCCCACUCCACUUAUAAUCUUUUGUAAAUGUUUAAAAGCAAUACGAAUUGAGUAAAAUAUACAUCACAUUCAACA
Zychaea mexicana is the source of this 2465-nucleotide messenger RNA. RefSeq names its product hsp7-like protein. NCBI's taxonomy places the organism in Eukaryota, Fungi, Mucoromycota, Mucoromycetes, Mucorales, Lichtheimiaceae. Gene Ontology annotation, molecular function: ATP hydrolysis activity; ATP-dependent protein folding chaperone; ATP binding. The record is from RefSeq and is a predicted model, not a curated record. The transcript is spliced from 3 exons. Gene Ontology annotation, cellular component: mitochondrion; cytoplasm. The coding region runs from base 183 to 2174 and encodes 663 amino acids. Gene Ontology annotation, biological process: cellular response to unfolded protein; protein refolding.